Trichoplusia ni (cabbage looper) is the source of this 567-nucleotide messenger RNA. RefSeq lists its product as uncharacterized. The coding region runs from base 213 to 500 and encodes 95 amino acids. The record is from RefSeq and is a predicted model, not a curated record. The transcript is spliced from 2 exons. NCBI's taxonomy places the organism in Eukaryota, Metazoa, Arthropoda, Insecta, Lepidoptera, Noctuidae.
CUUAGGGAACGUAACGUGAGCAUUUUAGAUACCAAGUUGACGAGAUAAGAUAUCGAAGCUUUUAAUGAGCUUUCAUUUAUGUAGGGGGUUUGUUGUCCGUUUAGAUCACAUUAAACUAGACCUGCUGUGUAUGUUCAUGGAGUAAGUAUUGGUGUGGUGUCCCACAGUUGGUACCUCGUAACGUCCGUGCAGUUCUCUUCUCCUUCCGAACAAUGAAGUCCGUGGUGCUGUGCGUGCUGGUGGUGGUGGCGGUGGCCGCGGCGGCUCCGCAGCGCGAGGGCGCCGCCUACACGCGCGAGGCCAUCAAGCAGGCGCAGAACACACACCUCAUCCCCAAGGAUGCUGAGAUCCAGAAGGUACAAGAAGGCAUCGAGCUGGCGGCAUACGAGUCGAUCCCCGUGAACCAGAGGAUCAACCUGUACGAGAUCCUGGGCGACCAGGUCCCGUCCGAGGUCAUCAACAACCUGCAGAGCCAGAUCGACCAGGUCGGCCGCGAGUAACACCGCCUUGUUAUUUGUUCUUCGGGGCGCCAGUAGCGGAACUCAUCAGCAGGAACAAAUGCGCAAA